Lagenorhynchus albirostris (white-beaked dolphin) is the source of this 1436-nucleotide messenger RNA. It is a transcript of the gene FAM50B, whose product is annotated as family with sequence similarity 50 member B. Gene Ontology annotation, cellular component: nucleus. NCBI's taxonomy places the organism in Eukaryota, Metazoa, Chordata, Mammalia, Artiodactyla, Delphinidae. Gene Ontology annotation, biological process: chromatin organization. The record is from RefSeq and is a predicted model, not a curated record.
AUGACGCCAACCCCAUUUCCGGAACGUCGUGGAAAUAGUGUUUAUGAGUGUGAAUUGCUAUCUGUGCAGACGAGCAUCCUGUCCUCGACGUCGCUAGUUCUGGGCCCAGGGCCGGGGACGCAGCCAACCACUGGCCCUGGCAGAGGAGCUGCCUCCACCGCAUCCUCUCAGCUGCGGCUCCUCCCCAGCACCGCCGUGGGGCCCAGUUCGGGACCUGAGAAUGUGGCAGGAGCCCAAGGGGACAGUGAGGCAGUAACUUCUGCCAGGCCGGGUGCCCGGCCCUCGCUGGUGGCAUGGGCGCUCGGCCGGGCAGGCUCCUUCGAGCUUGGGCUGGAGCUGGCAGAGUCCACGCGGUGGCUCCGAGCUCCCAGGCCGGGGUCGAGAGCACGCGGCGCGCGUGGCCCCGGGGAGCCGGCGGGCGGCACGGCUCGGUACAAGGGCACCAUAGCGCGGGCCGGCCGGGCCCUGCACCCGCUCAACCAGCGCGAGAAGCAGAAGGCGCACACGGGGGUCCUGAAGCGGCGCAUAGCCGAGGAGACCAUCAGCAAGCCCAAGGUGGGCCGGAAGUGCGCCCACUGCGACGCGAUGGAGGCCGAGCUGAAGCGGAGCACCGCGGGGCUGCUGACCCUGCACGACGUGAAGGCGCGGCUGGAGGCCCUGGCGCGCCAGCGCGAGAUGCAGCGGGCGCAGCGCGAACGGCGGGAGCGGCGGCGGCGCCGGCAGCUGGACGACGACGGCGACGAGGACCCCGAGGGGGGCGACCCCGAGGGCAAGGACGCGGCCGUGGACACGAGCUUCCUGCCGGACCACGAGCGCGAGGAGGCCGCGGAGGCCCGGAUCCGGCCGCACGACCACCCCUUCUACGACCUGAGGGUGGCGCCGACGCGCGGCAAGGAGGGGCCGCGCUUCACCGUAGACGUGCACGACGACGUGCGGCUGCGCAGCGACGCUCUGGAGAAGAACGAGUCGCCCGCGGACAAGGCGGCGCCGGGCAGCAGGCGCGGGAAGAGCCAGCGCCUCUUCCCCACCCGCCGCCGGGAGCCCUACGAGCCCGAGAAGCGCUGGGACGGCUGCACCGUCCGGCGACGCCAAGUCCGCUCCCCCGCCAGCGCGCUCCGGUGGCCUUGGCCUCUGCCCUGGAAUUCAGUCAAGACCGACCGAGGCUUGGCGCUGUGCGGAUGUGGUCCUUCUGUGGCUGGUGUUCUUCUCGGUCGUUGGGUGGGUUUCGGAGUGCUUCUAAGGUUGCCUGGCUCUGCUGGGCCGGGUGGAAGCCUCGCCGGGCGCGCGGUGGACGGCAGUGAGGGUCAAGGCUGCUCUGACCUGGGUCACAGCGUUGUGGCCAGGAGUCGUGGUCGUGGACUUGGUCCCCAAGCCCCCAGACUGUCGGGGUUCGGGUCCCAGCCCGGCUUCUUACUUGCUGUGUGAUUUGAGGCAAA